Molecule: messenger RNA, 4501 nt
Organism: Formica exsecta
Lineage: Eukaryota; Metazoa; Arthropoda; Insecta; Hymenoptera; Formicidae
Product: putative fatty acyl-CoA reductase CG5065
Exons: 7
Coding region: 3143-4357 (404 amino acids)
Biological process (GO): long-chain fatty-acyl-CoA metabolic process
Cellular component (GO): peroxisome
Molecular function (GO): alcohol-forming very long-chain fatty acyl-CoA reductase (NADP+) activity
Source: RefSeq, a predicted model, not a curated record
CAAGCUGUAACAUGCAAGUCUUGCGAUAAACUUUUUUACCAUCCAGGAUGUGUAAUUAAGCAUAAAAUAUAUAAUAGAAACCACGAAUUGGUGGCGUGUCGUGGACCAUUUGACAAAUUUAUUAUCGAUAGCGAUAAAGAAGCAGCUAUGACAUCGACAGGAAGAUCAACGGGGAGUACGGCAUCAAGCAGUGAAAACAGAGUAGCAGGCGCGAGUGGAUCUCUUUCUCUCUCUCUCUCUCUUUAAUAACAGCAAUAUUCAAAUAAAUUUAAUAUUGAAGAUUUAAAAAAGUAAUAAUAAUUAACUUACAGAGAUGCGUAAGUUAGUUAGAUAUUUAAAUAUAGAUAUUAUUUACACAUUAUAAAUCUCAAAAUUUUUUUUAAUAUUCUAUUGCGACGCUUUCUUAUAAUUAGUAGAAAUUAAUUUAAAAGGUAAUAUUUUUAAAACGAAUACAUCAGUUGAAGAAUUAUUAUAAAGCUUAUGUAUAUGUACAUUCUGUUAUCCUCAUUGAAUUUUGAUAUGUUAUUAAGUCUUCAACAAAAGAUAUGCUGAAAUUAAAAAAAUCUACCUUUAAAUAUUAUCUGAAUUUAAUCUCGAGCGACACAAGAAUUAUCAUUAUUAUCUAUUUCUAUCUUCAAAAUGCGCUUCAUUUUCUAAUCCAAAAGUAUCAGAUAAUACAGAAAGUAAUGUAACACAGAAGAGAUGAAAACUUUCGAAAUUUAGAACCUAGAAGUUUUUGAGAAUAGACCCGAUAUAAUUUGCAUUAAUACAUGAUGCAAGUACCUUUAUCUGAUAUCGAAUAUUAUUUGCUUAUGUCCUGUCGAUGUAAGCGAAAAUAAAGAUGGCAUCGAAUUAUCGGUGUAAGCGAGAACAUCUCGACGUAAAUGUACACACGCACAAAGCUGUACGCAUGUAUUUCCAUAUGCAUCAAGGCGGUUAAUAGAACGUGCCGCAUUACGAUCUCUUUGGCGAAUGUGCUGUCGUUAAAAUAACUUCGAUCAACGAUGAAGCAACACGCGACACGCAAUAGACCUUUCCUGGCAUUAUUGUAGUGAUUAUCCCCGAGCUCGAAAGCAACGAUUUAUUAUAAUUCCAAUUUUUCUCUUCACACAUCAUAUUCUAUUCACACAUAUGUCGUAGCUUUCAUUACUUUAUCCGCUGAAGGUGUCGAACAUUGCGACAUCAGACGCAACGAUAUAGAAUGCAGUUGCUUUUCUAAAUUUUAAUAGACUCGCGCUCUUUACGAAGAAUAACAAAAAGCACUAAUAUUACCGAGUGUAUGUGUGGCAAUCAAAGAAUUUUAUCGUACGACAGUGUACGAUCGAUUUUUCAUCCUUUCUUUUAUUUAAUUUUUGUCAUUAUCUUUAUCUUCUAUUCAUUGCAUUUUUUAUUUUGUUGUGCAUACACAGCUGAUCUAUAAUUUAUUAUAAUAACACGUAAUUGAUCGCACGUCAUCAAAUUUAUGGUGAAUAUAAUAAAUGUUCUUCAAAUUUAUGGUGAAUUUAAUAAAUGUUCUUAGAUUUUUAUGAAUAUUAAAAUUGAUCGAAUAAAACCCACGCGGAAAUCGAUGAUAAUUGUUGCUUAAUAUAAUUUCAUUAUAUCCCGUAGAUGAAUUGAACCAUCGCGAAUUGCCUUGACAUCAAUCACGCCAUAAGAAGUUUUCGAAUUACUUCAUCAUCUUCCCGAGUCUUUCGAGAAACUUUCAAAACUUUCGAUGUGUAAAGACGUUUGCUAAGCAAUCUUAUCCUUGAAUCAUGCGAGUGCGCGUACAAAAUCGAGAAAUGUUUCUAAGACGCUGCAUUGUAAUGCGUUUCCAAGAAAUUAUUUAUUGAAAAUCAAUACGUUUGCAAUGCAUCAUUGUGAUAAAAUUUUAUCAUCGAAUUAUUAUGUCAUGAACAAAAGAGCCGAUAGAAUAGAAUAGAACUAUGCUAAAUUGUUAUUAUCGUCAUUAUGAUCUUGAAAAGAGACGAAAAAGAUUAUGAAAAUAACUUAUUUUUUGCACUUGUAAACCUGUUUACGCUCAAGCACAAUUCAUGGUCAAGCGGUUAUUUAAUUGUAACCUGGAAUAGUCAACUUUAUAUGUAUAUGUGUACACUACACACAUACACACACAACACGCACGUUCAUAUAUAUAUAUUGAGGUAGCAAAAACACUUUCUUUGACGUCAUUUUGAUGUAAUUUGACGUCAAAAUGACAUCAAAAUGGUUACUUCCCUAUUUGGAAUAGGAUGAAUCGGUUUUUUGUAAUUAAUUGAUUUGUGCGAAAAAUAUUGAAAGAGAGAUUUUUAUUCUGAAGGAUGUAUGACUAUGAUAAUCUUAACUGUCUUAACUUAAGUUUCGCUUUCAUUAAUUCCCGACUUUUCACAAAAAGCGUACAAAAUGUUCUUCUCUAAUAAUAUCUGUAUAGACUUCUAUAUGCGUCGCCAUAUUGAUUGCCGAACACGCUAAAAUAUUUUAAAAAUAAUAUGUGUGUGUGUGUGUGUACUUGUAAAAAAAUUUUCGCUUUCUUGAUGAGAUUUUAAACAGGAAAUAUAUGAGAAAGUUUUGAUUUUCUUUGUCAAUUUUUAGGAAAUUUUGAUUCGGUAGAGAGAAGUAUUUGUUCCGGAUACAUAUUUACAUAAUUUUUUUUUCUUAUUUUGACGUCUAUAAUACGCACCUAAUGGUAAAGUUCUUAUCAAUAUUUUGCAUAACAAUUAUAAAAAAUCACGAAUCAUUAAGCUUUUGAAACCUUAAUGUGUUUUAUAAAAAAAAUCAAAAAUUGCCUUUUUUAAACUAUAAUACACAAUCUAUUGUGUACAAUUAAAAUUACCUUCUCUGUAAUAUCAGAUAAAAAAUGUUAUGUUCCUUAAGAGAUCUGACAAGAACUAAAAGAUUAAAGAAAUUUAGAAUAUAUUUAUAAAAAAUUUAAAGAACUUCAGAAUAUAUUUUGCAGAAUUUUAGAACCGUUUUAGAAACGGAAGAAAGGCUCAGAGACUCAUGGAAAUUGUAUUUGCAGCAAGAGCCAUUUAGAAUCCUAAGAGAACGAUACCCAGAACGGCUAAAGAAAUUGAUAGUGAUAGCCGGUGAUUCGACCGUGGAGGGACUCUUUCUAUCCGUCGCGGACAAGGAACGUCUCACCAGCCAAGUUUCCAUCGUCUUUCACAUGGCUGCUAAUGUGAAAUUCGACCUGUCGUUGAAAAAUGCAGUCAAGACCAACACUGUGGGCACUGUAAACAUCGUGGCGCUAGCAAAACAGAUGUCUCUACUCGAAUCGUUCAUACACAUUUCGACGUCUUUUUGUCAAUGUGGCGAGUCAGUAUUGGAAGAACAUGCUUAUCAAACUAACGUAUCAGCAGAAGUUGUUAUUCACAUGAUUAAUACGAUGACAGAUCAAGCACUAGAGGCAAUCAAAUCACAACUUUUGGAUGAACUCCAGAGCAUCGAUCGUAUGACCCCUUUACCCGCGCCUAUUAUUAAUCCGGUAGGACCGUUCAUAUUGUCCACCCAACCGGGCACCGGUUCCUUCCAAGAUGCCACCACUGAAAAACAGAUUCAUUUCAACAGCAUGGUGGCAUCUUGGAAGGAACCGGUGCCCGGUUGGGUGGACAAUAUGAACGGUCCUACCGGAUUAAUAAUAGGCGCGGGUAAAGGGGUCAUACGAUCGAUGCUCUGCAACGCGAAUUAUUUAACCGAUAUAAUACCUUGCGAUAUGGCCGUAAACGCAGUGAUCGCCGCGGCUUGGCAAGUCGGAACGAAAAAGUCUAUUAAGCCGAUAUUCUUAAAUGCCACAGCUAACCAGGAAAAUCCAAUUUCUUGGGGUGACGCUUUAGAAAUAGGAAAAGAGCACGUCCUCGCAAACCCGUUCUCGCGACCACUCUGGUAUCCUGGUGGGAGAUUAACUUCCUCGAAAAUUCUACACUGGUUUGCCGUCUUAUGGUUGCACACUAUACCCGCAUAUCUAUUAGAUAUCUUACUUAUUAUUACCGGGAACAAGCCUUUCAUGGUACGAAUACAAAGUAGAGUGAACAUUGGAUUAGAACUGCUUCAAUAUUACACCAUGAAACAAUGGAUUUUUCGAAACGACAAUUUGCGCGAUUUGCAUCAUCGAUUGUGUCCCUCGGACAGAGAAACAUUUUUCAUGGAUACGAAACUUAUCUCUUGGAAUGAAUAUUUGUUGGCAUAUAUAUUAGGCACGAGACAAUAUUAUUUAAAGGAUGAUCCUUCGACGCUACCGCGUGCGAGACGGAUCUUUAUGUAUCUAUAUUUUGCCGAUUGUUUGCUCAAAAUAGCGUUUGGAGUUCUCGUUUCUUGGAUAAUGUACACCUGGAUAAUUUCCGCUAAGCCUAUUAUAGCGACGCUAGUCGAGACGAAUGACUGAAUAUAUAAAGUAUUAAACUUACUUAAGUCGACUAACUGUAGUUGUUACAAUUGUACGCGUACUAUAUGAAAAUCAGAAUAAAAAAACGAUUGUAGUGAUUUCUAAAAUAAAGUAAAAAUUUUACUAUAUGCGAAAAAAAAUUUU